Microthlaspi erraticum is the source of this 1455-nucleotide messenger RNA. The record is from the annotation of a GenBank genome assembly. NCBI's taxonomy places the organism in Eukaryota, Viridiplantae, Streptophyta, Magnoliopsida, Brassicales, Brassicaceae.
AUGGAUUUCGACAGCCUCCCGAGAAGAGAUCUUCAGUUUUUCUGCAAAAGGAACAAAAUCCCGGCCAAUAUGACCAAUAUCGCCAUGGCCGACGCUCUCAAAGCUCUUGAGAUUGUUGAAGGAAUUGAGGAGUUCGCGAAUCGAUCACCAACGAGUGUAGCAUUGCCAAGUGGUGCUCGUACUGCAGCUAGAAAGAAGAGCACGAAAGAUGAGACUCAGUCCUCAGAGCUGGUGACUCGGUCUUGCCUUGUGACGAGCAAGUCCCUAGCAGGAGAGAUGGAUCAAGAGAACACAAACGCGAAUGUGCUCCAGAACCCAUCGUUACUACCUCUAAGCCGGAGAGGAGCAGCAGCUACCUCGGUUGCUAUCAAUUUGGAGGCUGCAGCUACAGCUACUCCAGUGGCGAGAAGCACAAGAAAGGCUCAGGUUGCUGCAUCCUCUAAGAAGGAGGAGUCGGUCCAGCGAGUUUACAGCACUCGAAGGUCUGUCAGAUUGUUGGAAGAAUCCAUGGCUGACCUUAGUUUGAAAUCCACAGUUGCACCAAAGAACAAAGAUGCUGAAAAAGAAGAUUCUUCACAAGGUUCCGAAUUCCAGGGAAAAUCGGAUGAAAACACCGAGGAGGCUGAAGUAAUCUCGGUGAGAGAUUUGAAUGAUUCGUUGGAGAAGGAAUGGGAUGGUUCCAAGAAUGAUCCAGAUCUUGAUGUCUUAUAUGGUGAUCUUGGUGAUAUCACUUUCUCUGAUGCAAACACCACUGCGGAGCAGAUGAGUGGCAUAGAGUCCUACACUGUUUCAGCGUCGGAGAGUUUUGUUUUGGUCGAAGAACAAGUAUCGCAGGAGGAGGAUUUCGUAGUUGUAGACCAUGCUGCUGCUUCUACCACCACCACAAACAUUGUGGCUUGCAGCAAACUAUCAGAGGAAGCUGAUCCAUGUGAGGAGGAUGAUGAUUCUGGUGUUGUGGUUGACACAAACCAAGAGGCGUUUGGAUCUGAAGUCGCUGCUAGUGAUAAGGUAGACUGUGUCCCAACAGUUGUGGCAGCUGAUGAUGAAUCAGAAGAAAGCGAGCUGGAGGUAGAAGAGAUGGAUGAGUCUGAUGAGGUGGCUCCAAUGUCAGACAAGAAGAAGACUCAAGAUUUUUCUUCUUCUUCUGAGAAAGAAGCUGAACCAGAGAGCGAAGAUGAAUGGUCUGAUUAUGAUCCACGCGAAAUUGAUGUGAAGCUGGAUUUGGCUGCACUUGGAGACAUCAACAACAAGAACAAGGAUGAUGUUGAGGUCCUUGAGGAGAUAGUUGUUAACAACAACGGAGAGAUUAAAGCAGAGGCCGAGCCUAAAAAGACGAAGAAGAAAAAGACGGUCGAUGAAGAGAGCCUCAAAGCCGUAAGCAGGAGGCAACUAACGAAGAUGGUGAGAGAACUUGCUAUUAAGAGCAAGCAGCAACAGGACAAGUGCGCAGAGUAG